Prunus avium (sweet cherry) is the source of this 1879-nucleotide messenger RNA. Its product is annotated as GMP synthase (glutamine-hydrolyzing), putative / glutamine amidotransferase. Gene Ontology annotation, molecular function: GMP synthase (glutamine-hydrolyzing) activity; GMP synthase activity; ATP binding. Lineage: Eukaryota; Viridiplantae; Streptophyta; Magnoliopsida; Rosales; Rosaceae. Gene Ontology annotation, biological process: GMP biosynthetic process. The record is from RefSeq and is a predicted model, not a curated record. Gene Ontology annotation, cellular component: cytosol.
ACCUUGCAAAAACCUUAAACCCUACCCUCCAAUGUAAAGCACAGCCACUCACACUCAAACCCCAAAAACCCUCACCUCCCCGUAAACCCUAGCCACCACCACUAAAACCCCAUGGACCCAAAAGCCGUGAAAUCGGAGCUCGUCCUGAUUCUCGAUUAUGGCUCCCAAUACACCCACCUCAUCACCCGUCGAAUUCGAUCCCUCUCCGUCUUCUCCCUCUGCAUCUCCGGCACUAGCUCUCUUAAAUCCAUCACCGACCUCAACCCUAAGGUCGUCAUCCUCUCCGGCGGGCCCCACUCGGUCCACACCCCAGACUCACCGAGCUUCCCAGCCGGAUUCGUCGAGUGGGCCGAGGCCAAUGGAGUCUUUGUCCUCGGUGUGUGCUAUGGGCUUCAGCUGAUAGUGCAGAGGCUUGGCGGGGAAGUUAGGGUUGGGGAGAAGCAGGAGUAUGGGAGGAUGGAGAUUGAGGUGGAGAUAAAUUCUGGACUUUUUGGGUCCAAGAAAGUUGGGGAUAAGCAGGUGGUUUGGAUGAGCCAUGGCGAUGAGGUGGCGAAACUGCCUGAUGGUUUCGAGGUCGUGGCGCGGAGCCAGCAGGGAUCGGUGGCUGCAAUUGAAAGUCCGAUUAGGAGGUUCUAUGGGUUGCAAUACCACCCGGAGGUGACACAUUCGCCAGAAGGGAUGGAGACACUUCGAUACUUUUUAUUUGAUAUUUGUAAAGUCAGUGCAGGGUGGAGUAUGGAAAACGUAUUGGAUGAAGAAAUAAAAGUGAUUAAAAGCACAGUAGGGACUGAAGAUCAUGUCAUAUGCGCGUUAUCAGGAGGUGUCGAUUCCACUGUUGCAGCAACUCUUGUUCAUAAGGCAAUUGGUGAUAGGCUUCAUUGUAUCUUUGUUGACAAUGGUUUAUUGAGAUAUAAGGAGAGAGAACGUGUAAUGGAAACCUUUGAAAGAGAUCUUCAUUUGCCUGUUACUUGUGUGGAUGCCACUGAUCAAUUUCUUAGUGAGCUUAAAGGUGUUGUUGAUCCUGAGAAGAAAAGGAAAAUAAUUGGAAAGGAGUUCAUUAGCAUUUUUGAUGCUUUUGCACAUGAUUUGGAGCAAAAAUUAGGGAGGAAACCUUCUUACUUGGUCCAAGGGACUCUGUAUCCAGAUGUGAUUGAAUCUUGCCCACCACCUGGAAGUGGAAGGACACACUCCCACACAAUCAAGAGCCAUCAUAAUGUUGGUGGGCUUCCCAAGGACAUGAAAUUGAAGCUCAUUGAGCCUCUUAAGCUUCUAUUCAAGGAUGAGGUUCGGCAAUUAGGGAGGAUCUUGGAUGUCCCCCAGGGAUUUCUAAAGCGCCAUCCAUUUCCUGGGCCUGGCCUUGCAGUACGAGUCUUGGGUGAUGUAACUACAGGCAAUGCCUUGGAUGUCCUCCGCCAGGUUGAUGAGAUAUUCAUACAAUCAAUCAAAGAUGCUGGGUUGUAUGAUGAAAUCUGGCAAGCAUUUGCGGUGUUUUUGCCUGUAAGAUCAGUUGGGGUUCAGGGCGAUCAAAGAACACAUUCUCAUGUUGUUGCUCUCAGAGCUGUUACAAGUCAAGAUGGGAUGACAGCUGAUUGGUACUAUUUUGAACAUAAGUUCCUUGAUGAUGUAUCACGAAAGAUCUGCAAUAGCGUACGGGGUGUAAACCGAGUAGUUCUAGACAUUACGUCAAAGCCUCCCUCCACAAUUGAGUGGGAAUGAUGUCUUGUUCAAUCGAUGCUUCUGGCCUGCACUUGUAGUGAAGUUAAGUAGUCUUCAGAAAGUUUUGAUUGUUUUGAAUGGAGAUUUGAACGGUAAUUCCGUAAGCAUUUAUAUGUAAACAUCAUGAUUAUAAAUCAUAUUUCUAUAUAUUUCUUUUUGGUGA